CAGGCCCUUGUUGGUCGCACGUGUCUCGAUUGUUUCGUGCAGACUGUAUCUUGUGUGAUAAUCUUUACAAUUUUCGAUUAUAACUGGAUCACGGAACCAUUGAAGCGUAAACCGCUCCACUUGGCAUGUUUUCUUAUCAACAAUUUAUUAUAAUCUUCGGUGUUAGGUACCACUUGAGUUUGUCAUGCGAAAAGGAGUGGAAGUGUUUACAUUUGAGAGGAUUUUUUUCGUGUUUUCAUGAGUUAUUUGUGAAACUAUGUGAACUUGUUAAAAAGUGUGUACCUAGUGCAAUAAAUAUUUGGUGUUGUCUGGGAUAGUCUUUCAUUGCUGCUGUCCGAAACCUCUUUAAAACAAAUACAAUAAGAACUUACUGUUGUAUAGUCCGCCAGUAAUGAUAAAAUCCAUUUAUUAUAAAAAUAUUUACUGAAAAGCAAACUGAAAAAUAUAAUGAUGCGAACUUUUAGAAAUGUUAAAUGAAUAUGCGUUACUAUGUCAAAUAUAAUUAUACUUACUAACAAGUGGAUAGUGAAAAGUUACAUAAAAUGUUGCCAAUUCGUAAAAUCGCCCAUCGAACAUGUUUCUUUAUCAGCAGGACUGUGUACAUGACAUGCUGCUGCGGAUGUUGCUCCGCCCUACGCCCACGGUACAAGCGUCUCGUCGACAACAUCUUCCCAGCUUCCCCACAAGAUGGCCUGGUUAAAUCCAACAUGGAAAAGCUCACCUUUUACUCGCUCUCCAGCCCGGAGAAGCUCGACAGGAUUGGGGAGUACCUGUUCCAGAAGGCUUCGCGGGAUAUUUAUAGGCGGAGACAUGGGUUCGUGAUAAUUGCAAUGGAGGCGAUGGAUCAACUGCUCUUAGCUUGCCAUUCGCAGACCCUUAAUCUAUUCGUGGAGAGUUUCCUCAAGAUGGUGCAGAAGUUAUUGGAGUCUACCGACCCACAGUUGCAAAUUCUCGCCACACAGAGCUUCGUCCGCUUCGCAAACAUAGAAGAAGACACGCCGUCCUACCAUCGCAGAUACGACUUUUUCGUAUCGAAGUUUUCCGCGAUGUGUCAUAGCAACCACAGCGACAAAUCCACAAGGGAUAACAUACGACUGGCUGGAAUUCAAGGCCUACAGGGUGUGAUAAGAAAAACUGUGUCCGAUGACUUAGUUGAAAACAUUUGGGAAGCUCAGCAUAUGGAUAAGAUUGUACCGUCGCUUCUGUAUAAUAUGCAGACUGCAGAAAAGUACGAAACGGUGUCGUGCAUGGAAACUGACACUCGAGAUGGGAUAGAGGAAGAUCCGCCGCGCCUGGCCGAGGCGUGCUUACGGGAACUUGUGGGCAGAGCGUCCUUUGGACACAUACGAAGCGUACUACGACCUGUACUUACGCAUUUCGAUCGACACGAGCUAUGGGUGCCGAACGACUUUGCCGUGCACACAUUCAAGAUCAUUAUGUUUUCCAUUCAGGCCCAGUACUCCUACAGUGUAGUGGAGGCACUAAUGCAACACCUGGACGUGGGCGCUCCAGGUAACGCGGAUGCACGCGCCCGCACGCGCGUUCGCGCGGCGCGCGCCGCCGUGCUCAGCAACAUUGUGGCCAUCGCGGCGGGGGAUAGCGUCGGCCCAUCUGUAUUGGAGAUUAUAAACAAUCUUCUCACGAACCUACGUGCUUCUGUCGCCAGAGAUUCUGAGAAAGAAUCUGACGAAAGAUUAUACCAAGAGGCACUUAUCAAUGCUCUGGGGGAGUUCGCAGACCACUUGCCCGACUUCCAGAAAAUAGAUAUAAUGAUGUUCAUCGUCAGCAAGAUCCCCAGCCAGCGCGGCAAGGGCACUAAAGCUGACGCGAUGCUGCAGAGCAUCCUGCUCAAGUCCUUGCUAAAGGUGGGCACAACAUACAAAACGACGGAGCUAAGCAAGGCGUUCCCCGCGGCUUUCCUCGAGGCUUUGCUGCGCAUCUCCAGCACCGGCGAGAGCGCCACGCGCGCGCUGCUGCAGCGCAUCCUGCACACGCUGCUCGACCGCAGGGGCAACGCCACUGCGCUCGUCACGCCCACUGUGGAAUACGCGGAGCUGGGUCUUAUCGUCGAGAAGUGCUCCCGUCCAGAUCUCAUUUUCAUCAGCAAACAUGGAUACGCCAUUUUCAGUUCCCUAUAUGAUGGUCUACAACUAGAAUCCAAUACGGCAGAGAACGUCAGUGCAAUCUACACUACUCUGGCACUGUUAUGCAUCGAACUCGCUUCCGAGGAAACCGUCUGUGACAUGCUGCAGUUGAUAUUAUCUAUUCAGCAUUCGGCCAUGUCAAACCCGGUGCUGUCUACAGCACAGCAGUGUCAGCUGCACGCCAUCACCAUCGCGCUGGCAGCGCUGGUGCCGCACGUGCUGCUGCUGCCGCGGCUCGCGGAGUACAUUGGCCAGAUAAUAGAAGCUCGCCGCGAGGAGGCGCCACAUCUACUGCCUCCUCUGGAAGAGACAUAUGAACAUCUCUCCCCCAACAAGAUGCCCAAUAAAAUGCCGUAUCUCAUGAUUGACCAGAUGGCUCUUGGUGACUGUCUAAAAGCUCACGGCAUAGAAGCCAGUAGACUGCAAAGUGCAUCUCCAUACAGUGGGGGAGCCAAUCUAGCGCAUAGACAUAGCUGGGUUGAAGCGGGAGCUGCGCAAGGCCGAGACAGCUUGGCUGACAUAUCAGCGGGGCCGAAUACUGAGCUGGUUGACAGCGCCAACAGCUCGCCAGGCGUGCAGCGGCAUCCAUUGCAACUGGAGAACGUUAGCCUCGAAGCGCUUCGUCGCGCGGCCAGCGGCCCCAGCGAAGCAGAGAAGCGCGAAGCGGAACGACGCAGGGUCACUCUGAACAACGCCUUCCGCACCGCGCCAUUUGAUCAUCUGGUUCACUUGACACAACCUAAGUACGAGAUAAAGGACAAACUCGAGGAGAUAUUCAACUCUCUCUCCGAGGAGCCCCUGUUGUCGGGCGUGGGGGGGCUGGGGGUGGGGGGCAGCGGGUCGCCGGGCGCCAAGUGCCACUCGCAGCAAGUGCCCGCCUACACCAAGUACUUCCCGGAGCUGUUCCUGUACUAAUGGCCGACAUAACGAGACGGGAGACGUAAUAAAAUCGCAAGCAAUAAAUGUACUCAAUCUGUAGCUGCUUUGCAUAACAAUACAAUGUUCACGUUCGCUUCCAAAACCUAAUGUAAACUAAUAUUUUUAUUACUUUCAUUCCAUUUGAAUGAUUCGACUAUGGCUUAUGACUUACUAAAAACGAUAGUAAAUCUAUGAAUUUUGAUUAUUUAUGAACAAUAAUAGAGGUCGGGGUUAAAUAAUGGGUCACUGAAACUUAGAAAAAUUUAACAGAUUCACCAGAAAGGGUUUUCACAAAUCGGAGUAUUGACGGAGAGAAGUAUUGCACCAGAAAACAGUGUUGUGUGAGCAAACUAAUUAUUUCUUACUCAUUAAAUUAUGGGUUGGUCGAUAAUAUUAUGGUGAUACGGGUGAGAAAUGGUGACGAGUGUGACAUAGGUAAAGAUACUAGUGAGGGAACUUAGAUCAUAAUUAAAAAUUAUAGAAUUAUAUACUGUAUUCUCAAUAAAUUAUAUAUAAGUAGGUAAUACUAUUAAAUUUGGAAUUAUGGAUGAUUUUAGUCGAAUUGAACUUUAACAGCAAAUAUAAAACAAAGGAGCAUCCCAUAAGCUUCUUUAUAGCGUAACGAAAACUAUAGUGGGGGGGAGGGGGGGGGGGAGGAGGCUACAUAAUAUUUUCGAUUGAUAAUUGUUAGAAACGCGUCUUCUAUGUUUUAUCCUUCGUUGUUUUUUGUUGUUUGAUUGUACUUGAGUAUCUCAAUUACAGGUUUCAAUAAAAUAGUGCUAUCCUUUUUACAAUGUUCUCUGCGGAAAAGGAUACAACGAUUUUUGACCAGUCAAUUGAGAUAUUAAUGUUCAAAACCAUGUAAGCUCCAACAUGCCUUAAUAUGAGCGUAAGAAGAAACGAUUUAAAAACUAAAGUAUAGACAAAUAAAUUAGUUUUAGUAACUAUUAUUACUCUAGUAUUUUAAUAGGUUUACCGGAUUUGUAUUAAUUUUUAUAUCCUAGGUAUCUACAUUCCAAUAAUGAUUUACUUUUUCGAGAUAUUGAUAAAAUGGAAUCUCUUGUAUUUAAUAGCCAAAUUUUAAUUUAUGUAAUCGGUAAUACAGUCAGUUAAAAUGUUAAAAAAAAUAAUAUAACAUCGAUCAAAAAAAUACUGAUUUUUUUACCGAUUGCAAUGAAAUGAACACAUAACUAGCCUAAUUUUUGUAUUAUCAAUUUUAAUUAUUUCUAAGACUUCUAUUUAAUAAUAAUUAAUUAUUGUACUAAAGUUUAUCUACACUUAGAAGGCGAAAAAACUGCAAAGUACGUAGUUCUAUUAAGUACUUUUAAAUCUGGCCCUAGGUAUUUUUAUCUAGGUAUUUACUUCUUCAAUAUUGAUAAUAUGCGUUAGACAGAUAUUUAAUUAGAGUCGCAUAAAAUUGCAUGUUUGUGAAAUAGGCAUCUUUUCUUUUAAAAUAUACUCUUACCAUACGAAUUAUACAAAUAGCUAAAUAGCAUUUUUGUAAUAUUACUAUCUAAAUAGCUCAAGUAUAUUAUUCUUCAGGUGCGUUCGAACUGUGUAACAUGUUUUGGUAGUGAACAAUGUGGACGUCUUAUACAAUAAAUGUUUGAUAAUAUGUUACAUAAUCUGGACUCAUGUUUACUUAAGGACCAAUUUCUGUAGAUAUGUGCAAUACAAUAGAGGAAUCGACUUUCCAUGUUCAAAAACAGCUUUUAAAUAAAAGUACCACCCACUCUAAAGCCGAAGUUAGUACGUCGGUAAGUAUUUGCGAGCAAAGUCGCUAUAUCGUGUCAAGAACUAUAAAAUUACUUCUGGAUUCAGUGGCUGGUACAAAGUAAAUCAAUCGUUAUAGUUCUCAUAGCGUUUUAAACUUUACAAUAAUCAUCUAGGGCCUGAACUUAUAACAUGCAUUUCUAUUGACCUUAUACUGUUGUUAUCUUCGUACUUAAUGUUAAAUAAUAUAGACGUAAUUAGGUUGUGUUCAAACAAUAAUAAAUGUGGUUCGGACGA
Maniola jurtina (meadow brown) is the source of this 5072-nucleotide messenger RNA. RefSeq names its product protein EFR3 homolog cmp44E (gene stmA). Gene Ontology annotation, cellular component: plasma membrane. Gene Ontology annotation, biological process: protein localization to plasma membrane. The transcript has 21 exons. The coding region runs from base 543 to 3059 and encodes 838 amino acids. The record is from RefSeq and is a predicted model, not a curated record. Lineage: Eukaryota; Metazoa; Arthropoda; Insecta; Lepidoptera; Nymphalidae.